Molecule: messenger RNA, 2760 nt
Organism: Pezoporus flaviventris
Lineage: Eukaryota; Metazoa; Chordata; Aves; Psittaciformes; Psittacidae
Gene: TBK1
Product: TANK binding kinase 1
Exons: 21
Coding region: 228-2417 (729 amino acids)
Biological process (GO): peptidyl-serine phosphorylation
Cellular component (GO): cytoplasm
Molecular function (GO): protein serine/threonine kinase activity; ATP binding
Source: RefSeq, a predicted model, not a curated record
UCCCUCAUCCCCUCAGCGGGGGACAACACGGUGACUAGGCCCCGCCGCCUUCUCACCUUCGUGCGCGGAGCGGCUCAGCCCAGCCGGGAGCCGCCGGGGCGGUGCUUCUGCCGCUCCGCCUUCCCAGCGCCGCUGCAGGAAGCCGGAAGCGGCCGGGCCGGGGCGCUGGGCAGGCAGGGCGAGAGGUGGCUCGGUGAAAAAGAAAACUGUCUAAUCAAAGAGCAAAGAUGCAGAGCACUUUGAAUUAUCUCUGGCUGUUGUCUGACAUCCUAGGGCAGGGAGCUACUGCAAAUGUUUUCCGGGGCCGACACAAGAAAACUGGGGAUUUAUAUGCUGUCAAAGUUUUUAACAGUCUGAGUUUCCUUCGUCCUGUGGAUGUUCAGAUGCGAGAGUUUGAAGUGUUGAAGAAACUAAAUCAUAAGAACAUUGUCAAGCUGUUUGCCAUUGAAGAAGAGACAACAACUAGACACAAAGUACUAGUUAUGGAAUUUUGUCCGUGCGGGAGUUUAUACACAGUUUUAGAGGAGCCCUCUAAUGCCUUUGGUUUGCCAGAGUCUGAGUUCUUAAUCGUCUUGAGAGACGUGGUGGCUGGCAUGAAUCAUCUCCGGGAGAAUGGAAUAGUGCAUCGUGACAUCAAACCAGGCAACAUAAUGCGUGUUAUUGGUGAAGAUGGUCAGUCUGUUUACAAACUGACAGACUUCGGUGCUGCGAGAGAACUUGAAGAUGAUGAACAAUUUGUUUCUCUCUAUGGCACAGAAGAAUAUUUACAUCCUGACAUGUACGAGCGAGCCGUUUUGAGGAAAGAGCAUCAGAAAAAGUACAGAGCAACAGUUGAUCUGUGGAGCAUAGGGGUGACCUUUUACCAUGCUGCGACAGGGAGUUUGCCUUUCCGACCCUUUGAAGGACCUCGUAGAAACAAGGAAGUGAUGUACAAGAUAAUCACUGAAAAGCCUUCUGGUGCUAUUUCUGGAGUACAGAAAGCAGAAAAUGGACCAAUUGAGUGGAGGCGGGAGAUGCCUGUUUCUUGUAGUCUUUCGAAGGGUCUGCAAGUACUGCUCACACCUGUCCUCGUGAACAUUCUUGAAGCAGACCAGGAAAAAUGCUGGGGGUUUGACCAGUUCUUUGCAGAGACAAGUGACAUACUGCACCGAAUGAUAAUCCACGUCUUUUCACUACAGCAGAUGACCUUGCACAAAGUUUAUAUUCACAGCUAUAAUACAGCUACUAUAUUUCAUGAUUUGGUCUACAAACAAACAAAAAUACCAUCUCAGAAUCAAGAACUGAUAUAUGAAGGUCGGCGUUUAAUACUGGAGCCUAGCAGAUUGGCACAGCACUUCCCCAGAACGACUGAAGAGAAUCCUAUCUUUGUAGUAAGCAGGGAACCUGUGAACAUUGUCGGAUUAAUCUAUGAGGAAGUUUUACUCCCUAAAGUACAUCAACGUUAUGAUUUGGAUGGGGAUGCCAGUAUGGCUAAAGCAGUAACAGGUAUCGUCUGUUAUGCCUGUAGAGUUGCCUCUUCCUUGCUGCUUUACCAGGAGCUGAUGCGAAAAGGAGUACGAUGGCUAAUUGAAAUAAUCAAGGAUGAUUACAAUGAAAUGGUUCACAAAAAGACAGAGGUUGUCAUCAGGCUGGAUUUCUGCAGCAGAAACAUUGAGAAAGCUGAGAAAAUAUACGAGAAUCUGAUGCAGAUCAACUUGGAAGCGUCGGAAGUGGAUGAAAUUUCAGAGAUCCAGACAAAACUGUUGCGUCUCUCCAGCUCUCAGGGCACGCUAGAAACUAGUCUUCAAGAUAUCAAAACCAAACUUUCUCCAGGUGGUUUACUGACUGACACCUGGGCAAAUCAGGAAGGCAUGCAUCCAAAAGACAGAAAUCCAGAAAGGCUGCAGGCGCUGCUGCGUUCCAUCACAGAUAUUUAUUAUCAGUUCAAAAAAGACAAAACAGAACGAAGGCUUUCUUAUAAUGAAGAACAAAUUCACAAAUUUGACAAGCAGAAGCUGUAUUUGCAUGCUACAAAAGCCAUAACUCUAUUCAAAGAUGAAUGUGUCAGCAAGUAUGAUACAUUUUUGGACAAGGCUGAGGACUGGACAAGGAAAAUGUUUCACACAAGGAAGCAGUUACUGGCUCUCACCAAUCAGUGUUUUGAUAUCAAAGAAGAGGUAUCCAAAUACCAGGAUUAUAUAAAUGAGUUACAAGAUGCUCUGCCACAGAAAAUGUUUGCAGCUUCCAGUGGGAUGAAACAUACAAUGAAUACAGUCUAUCCUAGCUCAAACACAUUAGUGGAAAUGACUCUUGGUAUGAAGAAACUAAAGGAGGAAAUGGAAGGGGUUGUUAAAGAGCUGGCUGAGAACAAUCACAUUUUGGAAAGAUUUGGUGCUUUGACUGUGGAUGGUGGCCUGCGGAACGUGGACUGUAUCUAGUGUUCAAAGGACCUGAUGAAGAGGACUUGUAAAUUUUUUCAAAGGGAAAAAGUACUGUUGGGACAUUUAAAGGCAGAUAUUAAAUCUGUAUCCAGGUUUUAUUUCCCUUUACAACUGUAGUAUUAAAGAAAAUGUAAAUCUGUAUAAUAUGUAAAUAUAAAAGAAAUAUCUAUCUUUUUUUUUUUUGGUUAAUGUUAGGAUAGAAUUACUCUUGGCAGGGAGUUGAGCCCCGUGGAGGAUCUCUGAUGAAGUCCUAAAAGUAAAAAUGUUGAUGAAAUAGGCAUUUGUUUGCUUUGAAUAUUGCCUGUUUUAUUCUCAGAAUGCAACUUGGUCUUUAUUGCAA